CAUGGCCACGUGAAUAUUUUUUGCGACAACGAAAAAGCGGCGAAAAUCCAGCAAAAAAGUAUUUUCGCGACAAUGUUAGGUUUAAUUCGUAAUUUAAGCUUUAGUUUUAGUCGAAAUUGCGUGAAAAACAUUCGUUUAUGUGAAAAUCCCAUCGAAAAGCGACAAAUUUGCACGUCAUUUAUUUUGGCGAAGAAAAAAUCUGAAUUAAAGCGUCGUUUGAAGGCGGAACAAAAAGAAAAGGAAAAAGCUGAAAAGGAAGCUCAAAAGAAAGAUGCCCCUGCCAAGCCAGAAGCUGCGAAAAAGGAAGCUGCUGUCGCAAAACCAAAAGAAGAUGACUUUUCGCCCAAUGAAUACUUCAAAUAUCGCAGUAACAUCGUGACGGAGCUCAAAAAAUCGAAGGAAACGCAUCCAUACCCGCACAAAUUUCAUGUUUCGAUAUCGCUGGAGGAGUUUAUCAACACGUACAAUGGCUUGCCCGAUGGCACGGUCAAAGAAGAAAUUACGUUGUCGGUUGCGGGACGCGUUCAUUCCAUCCGCGAGUCGGGUGCGAAGCUAAUUUUCUACGAUUUGCGCGGCGAAGGCGUCAAAUUGCAAGUUAUGGCGACUGCUGGCAGGUACGAAAAUGAAAAUUCCUUCGCCGAAGACACGGAUAAGGUGCGUCGUGGCGAUAUAAUUGGCAUUGUAGGUCAUCCGGGAAAGACUAAGAAGGGAGAAUUGUCAGUAAUUCCCAAAAAAAUCACUUUAUUGUCGCCCUGCUUGCAUAUGUUGCCUCACAUGCACUACGGAUUGAAGGAUAAGGAGACGCGUUUCCGUCAGCGGUACUUGGAUUUGAUAAUUAACGGGCGAGUGCGUGAAAUUUUCCACAUAAGAGCUAAAAUCGUGUCGUACAUCCGGCAUUUCCUCGAUCAAAUGGGAUUUUUGGAGGUAGAGACCCCCAUGAUGAACAUGAUCGCAGGCGGCGCUACUGCCAAACCCUUCAUUACGCAUCAUAACGACCUCAAUAUGGACUUGUAUAUGCGAAUCGCGCCCGAACUUUACUUGAAAAUGCUCGUUGUUGGCGGUUUGGAUCGCGUUUACGAGGUAGGACGUCAAUUCCGUAACGAAGGCAUCGAUUUGACGCACAAUCCGGAGUUCACGACGUGCGAAUUUUACAUGGCCUAUGCGGAUUACAACGAUUUAAUCGAAAUCACGGAGAAAAUGGUGUCGGGAAUGGUCAAAAGUAUUCAUGGCACGUACAAAAUCAAGUAUCAUCCGAAUGGCCCCGAAGGCGAAGAAGUCGAAAUUGACUUUACGCCGCCUUUUAGACGUGUUUCGAUGAUUUCCACACUCGAAGAGAAGCUCGGCGUUAAAUUCCCGGCACCCGAAAACUUCUAUUCCAAGGAAACGAAUGAAUUUUUGGAUGCUCUUGCCAAAAAACACAACGUCGAAUGCCCGAAUCCACGAACAACAGCUCGAUUACUCGAUAAAUUAGUCGGAGAUUUCAUCGAAGAGGAGUGCAUUAAUCCAACUUUCAUCUGCGAUCACCCGGAAAUUAUGAGUCCUUUGUCCAAAUAUCAUCGUAGCAUCCCCGGAUUGACGGAACGUUUUGAACUGUUCGUCAUGAAGAAGGAAAUUGCGAACGCUUAUACGGAAUUGAACGAUCCGCAAGUGCAGCGUGAGCGAUUUGAGCAACAAGCGAAGGAUAAAGCUGCGGGAGAUGACGAAGCUCAAUUAGUUGAUGAGAAUUUCUGUACGUCUUUGGAAUAUGGAUUGCCUCCGACAGGCGGAUGGGGAUUCGGUGUCGAUCGGUUUACGAUGUUCUUGACGGAUAAUAACAAUAUUAAGGAAGUUUUGUUGUUCCCGGCGAUGAGGCCUGAUGAUCCAACCAAGGGACAACAGGAAGAAGGAGAAGGUGCCAAACAAGAACCGGCGAAGUAAUUGCAAAAAAAAAACGUUAUUUAUUGUCGUCAUUCAGUGCUUUAACUCAAAAAAUAAUAAAAUAUCAAUUGAAA
This is a messenger RNA of Culicoides brevitarsis, 1991 nucleotides long. RefSeq names its product lysine--tRNA ligase (gene LysRS). Gene Ontology annotation, biological process: lysyl-tRNA aminoacylation. Gene Ontology annotation, cellular component: cytoplasm; mitochondrion; cytosol. Gene Ontology annotation, molecular function: lysine-tRNA ligase activity; tRNA binding; ATP binding. The transcript is spliced from 2 exons. The record is from RefSeq and is a predicted model, not a curated record. The coding region runs from base 73 to 1917 and encodes 614 amino acids. Lineage: Eukaryota; Metazoa; Arthropoda; Insecta; Diptera; Ceratopogonidae.